Oncorhynchus nerka (sockeye salmon) is the source of this 3176-nucleotide messenger RNA. RefSeq names its product dnaJ homolog subfamily B member 6-like. NCBI's taxonomy places the organism in Eukaryota, Metazoa, Chordata, Actinopteri, Salmoniformes, Salmonidae. The transcript has 9 exons. Gene Ontology annotation, molecular function: Hsp70 protein binding. The record is from RefSeq and is a predicted model, not a curated record. The coding region runs from base 311 to 1567 and encodes 418 amino acids.
UCAGCUGACUGUGACGUGGUCAUGUGGAGAUAUACCAAGAGACGGUCGAGGUGUCGAGGUAGGGGGACUGCGGCGUUAUGGUGCGGGCCAGGCCACAGAGGAAUACGGGCAACGAAUUCACUAUAGGAGCCUUUAGACAUUCUGAAAUACUGUAUAAUUCUUCCGUGGACAGUUGGACCCACCUCUGUUCGCCUGUCUCGAAGCUCUCCAUAAUCAUUAAUUUCCCAUUUUCAAUUAAGAAGAGAGAUUGAGACACCGACAGCAGUUGCUGGUACUCCUAAAAAGUUGCAGUGGGGUGAGUGAAGAAGACAUGACGGAUUAUUAUGAUGUUCUGGGAGUGUCACGAAGCGCCUCUCCGGAGGACGUUAAGAAGGCGUACAGGAAACAGGCUCUGCGAUGGCAUCCGGACAAGAACCCAGACAACAAGGAGGAGGCAGAGAGGAAGUUUAAGGAGCUGGCUGAGGCCUAUGAAGUUCUGUCAGACCGGAGAAAACGAGAGGCGUAUGAUACUUAUGGCAAAGAGCGAAUUCCCAACAACACAGGCUCCAGUAGCCAUCCCACUCCAGAAGACUUCCCAGGGUUCACCUUUACAUUCCGGAGUCCAGAGGAAGUGUUUCAGGAAUUCUUUGGAGGCCAGGAUCCUUUUGCAAAUUUCUUCGAUGACUUUGCCUUCGGAGGAGGGAUGCACGGUGGCUUCCAUGGACAUCCUGGCACUUCGAGGCUCGGCCCAAGCCGGUUUUUCUCCUUCCCCUCUGCUGGAGUGCACGACUUCACCUCUUCCUCUUCCUCCAUGGCUGGAAUGGAUUGGAUGGACAGCAUCGGAGGAGGGAUGGGGAAUUUCAAGUCUGUCUCCACCUCUACGCGUGUCAUCAACGGCAAACACACCGCCACCAAGAAGAUCAAAGAAAACGGUCAGGAGAGAACAGAGAUCGAGGAAGACGGGGUCUUGAAGACGGUGCUCAUCAAUGGUGUGGAGGAUGAGUUGGCCUUGGCUCUGGAGCUCAGCAAGAGAGACCACCUGCCCCCUAGCCAACCCUCACAGACUCCCAGGCAACACCUUCAGCAGCAGGCAGAGAGGACGUUACCUGUGGAGCUCCAGACCCAUCCACACCGACCCGGCUCCGGCCCCCGGUCUAUGGCCCAGCGAUCCUUCAGCUCAGCCCCCUACUUCCACUACCCUGACGUCCCCAGGGAGGAAGAGGAUGAUGAUGAAGAUCUCCAGAUGGCCCUGGCCUACAGCCUGUCUGAGAUGGAGGCCCAGCAGAGAGCGUCGGCUUCAGCACCAGACGUCAUCUCAGGUGCUGGGGGUGUGGUGAUGGUAGAGGUUGGGGGUGAGGCGGGGGUUGGGGUGGGGAGAGUGGUCCUAGACCUUGGCCCAGGCCAGUCAACAGCACCAAAGAAGAGGUCAGGGUCAGGGGACAUGUCACCACACAGCAGCCCCUCUCCACUGGACCACAGAGGGCUCCUCAACCACCUCCAGGAGCAGGGAGCCACUGAGGAGCCGGCUGCUAAAACCACCAGCAGCACCACUGUGAAAAAUAAAAAGUGUGGUUGUAUGGUGUGUUGAGUGUGAGUGUGAGUGAGUGAGUGUGUGGUGUGUGUCAGUGUGUGUGAGUGUAUGGUGUGUGUGAGUGUGGUGAGUGUGUGGUGAGUGUGUGAGUGUGUGUGGUGUGUGUCAGUGUGUGUGAGUGUAUGGUGUGUGUGUGUGUGGUGAGUGUGUGGUGAGUGUGUGUGAGUGUGUGUGGUGUGUGUCAGUGUGUGUGAGUGUAUGGUGUGUGUGUUUUCAGAGAUCAAACUCUACUCCAGUGUUUAUGUGUUUUUGCCCUUUCUAUAGUGUGUGCCAUGCCUUGGCCCAUUAGAUGUAUAUAGAGCUGUCUGAGGGCCUUGUACAGUGUUAUGGUGUUGUGACUGCCUUGGCCCAUUAGAUGUAUAUAGAGCUGUCUGAGGGCCUUGUACAGUGUUAUUGUGUUGUGACUGCCUUGGCCCAUUAGAUGUAUAUAGAGCUGUCUGAGGGCCUUGUACAGUGUUGUUGCGUUGUGACUGCCUUGCUGUGUUCUCUCAGAUGGCCACUUUUCACAAUGUAGCCAACCAGCCAAUAAAUCUAUAAUGAUCCCAGUUUACAGUAUGUCUGUAUAUCAAGUCUGGGGGUUAACAUCAUGUGUUCAUGUGCCAAGUCCACAGUCCCUUUUCUAAAGGAGCGUAGAAAUAGAAUGUCUAUGAGUUUACCUGUCACAAUGCCGUGGUCAGACGGGCUUUUCCCCCUUUCUACUCAUUCUAUUUCUAGGAGUUGGAUAGAAUUCACUAGGAACAAAAACGUGCCUUGCGCUUUUAUUGUCACGUGCACACGUUUAAAAAAAAAACUUUACAUUUUACCCCCUAUUUAUGGUAUCCAAUUGUUAGUAGUUACGAUCUUUUCUCAUUGCUACAACUCCCGUACGGGCUCGGGAGAGACGAAGGUCGAGAGACAUGCGUCCUCCGAUGCACAACCCAACCAAGCCGCACUGCUUCUUAACACAGCGCGCAUCCAACCCGGAAGCCGCACCAAUGUGUCGGAGGAAACACCGUGCACCUGGCGACCUGGUUAGCGUGCACUGCACCCAGCCCGCCACAGGAGUCGCUAGUGCGCGAUGAGACAAGGAUAUCCUUACCGGCCAAACCCUCCCCUAACACGAACGACGCUAGGCCAAUUGUGCGUCGCCCCAUGGACCUCCCGGUCGCGGCCGGCUGCGACAGAGCCUGGGCUCGAACCCAGAGUCUCUGGUGGUACAGCUAGCACUGCGAUGCAGGCGCCCUAGACCAUUGCACCACCCGGGAGGCUACGUGCACACAUUUGAUUGUUACGUGCACACGUUUUAUUGUCACGUGCACACGUUUUAUUGUCAAGUGCAUAAGUACAGUGAAAUGCUUAACUUGCGAGCUCUACCCAACAGUGCAGUAAUCAAUAUCAAAAUAUUAUAACUAAAAAUAAAAACAUUAGAAGAAAUAAGAAAUUAAAGAGGAAGCUUUAUACUGGCUCAGUGUUCAGUGCCUCACUAGCUCAGAUAGGAAGCUUUAUACAGGGUCAGUGUUCAGUACCUCAGAUAGGAAGCUUUAUACAGGGUCACUGCCAGUACCACAUUUACAAUGUGCAGGGGUAAUGGAGUAUUGAGGUGGAUAUGGACAUGUUGUCAAGGAUA